Prunus persica (peach) is the source of this 1991-nucleotide messenger RNA. Its product is annotated as transcription factor bHLH18. The coding region runs from base 269 to 1354 and encodes 361 amino acids. Gene Ontology annotation, molecular function: protein dimerization activity. NCBI's taxonomy places the organism in Eukaryota, Viridiplantae, Streptophyta, Magnoliopsida, Rosales, Rosaceae. The record is from RefSeq and is a predicted model, not a curated record. The transcript has 4 exons.
UCUUUGAGGUUUCCACCCUUAAUUUCUUCCCUGCACUUGUUUUUAAGGUUUUCUGACAAAAGCUGGUUUUUUCAGAUUUGGGUUUCUUCUUCCUUAAUUUAAUCAAGCAUAUAAUGUUUAGUCUACAUAUCAGCCUUCCAUGAUAUCUUUAUUCCUUUAUUUUUAUCAAGAAAGAAGAAGUAUAACUAAGAUUUUACUGUCUUGUUUAGUCUAAUCCAAAGGUGCUGCCAACUCCGAUCCACUCCAAGGAAAGAAAGCAAGUGUUUAAAUGGACAUGAUUUCAUCAGCAAAAUGGGUAUCUGAUUUGGAGAUGGAGGAUCCUACUUUUAUCCAUCAAUAUGAAAUGAACUCUCUGGACUACUCACUUGAUGAUCUCAAUUUCCAGUCUUUUUCUUCUGAGAGCUACUCGUCUUACCCGAAUUUCACCCCUAAAGCCACACACAACUUCAGCAACGCAUCCAUCGAAACUCCUCAACAGGCCGGCACUCACGAAAGGCCAGCAAAACAGCCUAAGAACCACACUACUUGGAACCCUUGCACCACUGACCACACAAUUAUGGCCAAGGCUGCUUCUUCUUCCUCCUCACAUCUGAUUUCUUUUGAUAACUCCAACUCAUCACCCCCAACCAGUUCUCAGCAGUUCUAUGGUACUCUAGACAACACAAUGAAGCCAAAGAAUGAGGUGGAAUAUUCCAAUGGGAAAUUGAACCUUACAACUUUGAUUUCCCAAGGUUCCUAUGACCCCCAAACUUGUUCACCGAAACAUGGACAAGGGAUCAAGAGGGCAGCUACAGUCACUAGGAGCCCUUUACAUGCUCAAGAUCAUGUUCUGGCUGAGAGAAAACGCCGAGAAAAACUCAGCCAGCGGUUCAUAGCUCUGUCUGCCUUAGUUCCAGGCUUAAAGAAGAUGGACAAAGCUUCAGUCCUUGGAGAUGCGAUCAAGUACGUGAAGCAUCUUCAAGAACGUACGAAGAUGCUGGAGGAAAAAGCGGUUAAGAAAACAGUAGAAGCAGUGGUGUUUGUGAAGAGGACUCAGUACUCUGCAGAUGAUGAUAUCUCUUCAUCGGAUGAGAACUUUGAGAGCUCCUCCGACCAGCCACUCCCCGAAAUUGAAGCAAGGGUUUCAGACAAGGAGGUUCUCAUACGAGUCCAUUGUGAGAAAACCAAAGGAUGUUUGGCAAAAAUACUAAGCGAAAUAGAGAGCCUUGAUCUCACCAUUGUUAACAGCAGUGUCUUGCCCUUUGGCAAUUCAACUCUUGAUAUCACUGUAAUUGCUCAGAUGGACGCUGAAUUCAGCAUGACAGUGAAGGAUCUUGUGAAAAACCUGAGACAGUCAUUGCUCAAGUUUGUGUGACCAGCAAAUCGGAAGUUUUGAAGUUCGCUUUGUGCUUUAGAUUUCGAUCUCUAAGCUGGAAGAUAUAUAUAUAUAUAUAUAGGAAUAAAUUAAUUUUAUUGACAGUUUUCUUAUGCUUGUCUUUUUCUUUUUCUGGCUUUCAUGACCUUUUGGAAGGAACCAAAGCCUCUCUGUGAAGCAUGAAAUAUUAGCCAUUGCCAUGGCUUUGUUUUUGUUGCCAGCGCGGUUUUAUUUUGCAGGAGGGUUUUUUUUUUGUGAUUUUUGCGUGGUUGACCCGUUGACCACGUUCAGUUUACCCUCCUGUUAUAUAUGAAAACCUAGCUGUGGUUUUUUCUUUUUUCUUUUUUUUUCUUAGGGGUUUUGUGUAAACUUCCUUUGUAUUUUGUGACUUAAUGAUUGAUUGUUGUCUCUUUGGUGGAUAUUCUUCAUUCCAUGGCCCAUAUCUCACUUUGAUAUUCUAUUGACAAGUUUUCUUUGUCGACCAAAAAAAAAACAAACAAACAAAAAGAAAAUUAAGACAAAAACAAUCGGAUUUUAGUUUUAGUUUUCAUCUUACAGUGAGGCUGGCCACAACAAAGUAUCGAACUCAUCACAAAUAUAUAUAUCGUCAUCGUCAUGAAUGUGAGCCAAAACUUGA